GGUCUGGUUUAGUAUUCUGGAGAUCGCAGCUAGAGGACGUGAGGUCUGGCUGUUUCACCGGGGAGCCAGACAACAUAUGACGCCCCGCUCCAUGUGACUUUUUGUUUUACUGGAGAAAUUGCGUUUGCUCGUUUUGAUGGAAAUUGUGCAAUGUUGUUAGACAGCGACACUGUUGCCCGUCCCCUGUGUCUCCAGGCGCACACCAGUGUGGCUCAUUUAGCCGUGAUGUCAUCACGAUGAGGACUGUGGACACUGGUCUUUUACACUGGAAAACAAACCCAAAUCCAGUCACUGUACAGUCCCACUACAAUUGAUUGACAGGCAACUAGAUGUCUUAUUGGUGACCGAGAACCGAUUAGCAGGAGCACGCGCAGCACACUGUGAGGUUUCAUCUUGUUUACAAAGACGGCUUAAAACACUGCUGAGCGGAGAAGGCGAGCCUCAUGAGUCGGCCUCGUGGUUUGCAUCGACAUAAUGGAUUUAACUAAAAUGGGUAUGAUCCAGCUCCAGAACCCCAACCACCCCACUGCCCUGCUGCAGAAGGCCAACCAGAUGCGUCUGGCCGGGACUCUUUGUGACGUGGUCAUCAUGGUAGACAGCCAGGAGUUCCACGCUCACCGGACUGUGCUAGCCUGCACAAGCAAAAUGUUUGAGAUCCUCUUCCACCGUAGCAGCCAGCAUUACACCCUGGACUUUCUUUCACCAAAGACUUUUCAACAGAUUUUGGAGUAUGCUUACACUGCCACGCUCCAGGCCAAGGUGGAGGACUUAGAUGACCUUCUGUAUGCAGCAGAGAUCCUGGAGAUUGAAUACCUGGAAGAGCAAUGCCUCAAGAUCCUGGAAACCAUCCAGUCCUCGGAUGAGAAUGACGUAGAGAUCAAUGUUAAUGACGGGAGCACAGAAGAGGAUGAUGAGCGCAAAGGUCACAAUGGAGCCAAGAACUCCAAAAAACAUUCCAUGGAGAAUCCCUAUCAGUCAGGUACCCAGCAAGUCGCCAACAUGGUUGGCAUGGUGGACCAGAGUCCCUCGGUGUCUACAUCCUUCGGUGUCUCCACCCUGAGCCCCACCAAAGCUGCUGUGGACAGCCUGAUGAGCAUUGGCCAGUCUCUGCUCCAGCAGGGCUUUGGGGGUGAGCAGCUCCACGGCAACUCCCACCACCUGAUGACUGAGAUCAAGACUGAAAUGAUGCAAGUGGACAUGGGUGGCAACGGCCAUGACAGCCCUCCAAACAUGGAGUCCAGUGCUUCCAGCAACGGAGAGCGAAGUGGGGAGGACAGGAACCGAGACGGCCCAGGAACACCAACCAGGAGCAGCGUAAUCACCAGUGCACGUGAGCUACAUUACGUCCGCGAUGAUGGCAUGGGCGACCCUCAAGCUGAUGUCAGCCAGAUGGGGCUUGAAGCAAUGGCCGGAAUGGCGGAGAAACAUUUUGCCUCACUGUACUCCCUACCUGUCAAUCAUAAAUCAGAUGGCAUUAUGUCCAUGCCGGCAUCCAUGGCCUCCUCUCUCCCCAUGUCUCCAGCCCUGGCGAUGUCUAUGGACUUCAGUGCCUACGGGGGACUCCUGCCUCAGAGCUUCAUCCAGAGAGAAUUCUUCAGCAAGCUCGGGGAGCUGGCAGUGGGCAUGAAACCAGACGGCAGGAACCAGCAUGAACGAUGCAACGUUUGCGGUGCAGAACUCCCAGAUAACGAUUCUGUAGAGCAGCACAGGAAGAUGCACAGUGGGAUGAAGACCUACGGCUGUGAGCUGUGUGGAAAGAACUUCCUGGACAGCCUCCGUCUACGAAUGCAUUUGCUUUCUCAUUCAGCUGGUGAGAAGGCCAUAGUUUGUGACCAGUGUGGUGCCCAGUUCCAGACAGAGGAAUCCCUGGAGGCUCAUCGGCAGAUCCACACUGGCUCGGACAUGGCCAUAUUUUGCCUGCUUUGUGGGAAGCGUUUCCAGACCCAGACGGCACUGCAGCAGCACAUGGAAGUCCACGCCGGCGUUCGCAGCUACAUUUGCAGUGAAUGCAACCGGACUUUCCCCAGCCAUACUGCACUCAAGCGUCACCUACGCUCACACACAGCUGGAGACCAUCCAUAUGAGUGUGAGUUCUGCGGGAGCUGCUUCCGAGAUGAGAGCACGCUGAAGGGCCACAAGCGCAUCCACACCGGGGAGAAGCCCUAUGAAUGUAACGGCUGUGGGAAGAAGUUCAGCCUCAAGCACCAGCUGGAAACCCACUACCGUGUGCACACAGGUGAGAAGCCAUUCGAGUGCAAGCUGUGCCACCAGCGAUCCAGGGACUACUCGGCCAUGAUCAAGCACCUGCGCACCCACAACGGCGCCUCGCCCUACCAAUGCACCAUCUGCCUGGAUUACUGCCCCAGCCUGUCAGCCAUGCAGAAGCACAUGAAAAGCCACAAGCCCGAAGACGUCCCCCCAGACUGGCGCAUAGAGAAGACCUACCUGUACCUCUGCUAUGUCUGAGGCCGCGGUAGUGAAUGAGGAGGGGGAGGGUACGGGGGGAGGGCGGCGGCGUGGUUGAGAGGUAAGGGGAAUGUAAUUGAGGGGAUAGGAGGCUGUGGUGGAGCGUUGUCGAUUUAGGAAUGUCAACGACAAGAGAUCCGAAGGCAAGAGGGUUUGGUUUCUCUUUUUACUUUUCAUGCAAAGGCGGCGGCAACGGCGACCGACGACUUAAAAGAGUGGUAACGGUGGAACAAAAGUGCUAAGAGGAGGAAGACAUGGACAGGGAGAGAGAUUCUCCACCAUAGUUCGGAUUCACCGGGUCAUUCACUACAUCUGCAACUGUGCUAUUGUUUUAGGUCAUUUCAUGCAGCGCCAUAAAGCAAGCGGUGCUGCGAGGAAGUGACUUUUUUGGAUGCUGCUGCGAGUGAGAAAGCAGAUUCUCAAGGGCUGUCUCAACCUGCACAUACUUGCCACCGCCACUUCGGUAUUGUUUACAUUCGCCCUGAUUAGUCAUACUAGUUUGGCUCACAUGAACAAUGUGUGACUAUUGCGCAUCAGUUUAGGCCCCAACUUCAUCAUGUCAUGUGAUUCUUGAGAAACUGCUGUCUUUCAAACGCCAAAAUCCUUCCCCACAAACCUGUUUUGGUAGUUAUCAACCACCACAAAGUUAUCUUGGACAUGACUGACAUAUAAUUUCACAUUGGCAGCAUCAUCUUGUCACACAAACUAAAAUAAACAUACGUAAUCCUUUCAAUCCCUAAUGGAAAAUGUAUCUGUUUUGCAACAUUUCUGCCUGCUUAAUGCAGAAAUAUGGCAGAAAUCUGCCAGUAUAACCUGUCCGAACAUGAGACACUUCAGAUCCCAGCGGUAGCAGCGAGGUAGCCCUUGAGAAUUCGCAGCGGAGCCGGUAGGCGUACGCAGUAGACGAAACAGAUGGAGGAAUGGGAGCAGUAAAACACUGCAAACCAAGCACCUGUUUGCUUGUUCUGGGGGGUCUUUCUGGUUCUGCAUCCCUGUCAGAGGAGGGCUGGAGGACUCGCCACUGGCCUCCCGCGGUUCUCCCCAGAGGGCCAACUUGUGUCACUUUUUCAUCGUAUAUAUUUUAUUUUUUAUCUUUGCAUCGUAGUUUAUCAUGGCUUUGAUUGCACAGGUAAAACAAAUUACGACAACAGUCUCUGUUUGAUGUCUGCAAGUGAUAUAUUUUUUUUCAUUAAAUCGUAACUGGCUAUUACAAUAUACCACAUUAAACCCAGCAUAUCCACCUACUCAGCAAUAGAUAACUGGACGGCUUUUAUCCAUGUACAUUUAACCCGACGACGAUCAUUAUCUCACACUAAUGAUGAACUACACAAACUGACACAUACACAGUAACACUUUGUAACGCCACAACAGAUCUGUCCAUUCACCACAGGGAUGGAAAACAAAAUGGGGGGGGGGGGAGGCUGCUUCGCGUGGGAGUCGUGGGACUUCGACUGCUCGUUGUGAAUGUUGAAGAAGUGAAGUUGAAGACUGUUAUAUGGCAUCAAAACAUGAAUGUUAGCGACAGUGAGCCAGGUUCGCACUAGGCUGUUGUCAGAAAACAGCAGGGUAAUGCUGCCUUUCAUUGGAGGUCAGAAACCUAUAAGUCCCACCUUGUUAUUACUCAAAAUGCUUUCUACUGGUUGUGAUUUUCUCCAUCCAACAUCAAAUGCUGUUCCCCGCCCGAUAGCUCCCACAAAGUGGCAAUUUUACAAUUUGAAAUAAAUAUGCAUAUCAUUCUGAUAGACUGGACAAAAUGGGCAAAACAGAUCGCAUAUCGGGGCCAUAGGGGUACGUGAACCUCACUUUCCAACUUUAAUAUACAGCUGAAUUACUAACUGGGCAAAGCCGAAGAGGGACCCUUGGCUCCCAGGGGCCCCAGAUUCGCUGUGUAUCGGUAGAUUUUUGUUUGAUAGUAUGUACCACUGGCGAAGAAGGACCUAAAGUGCAGCAUUAUUUAGGGGAUCCUGUCCUGUAUGGAUAUUACGGAUGAAAUGGUGUUUUAAUGGUGCGCGUUCCCAAAUAUAUUUGAGCUAAUUUAAAUUAUCACUGGGGCUUUGUUGAAAGUCACAUGUAGCAUUUAUAGGCUACUACAUGUUGGAAGAAACUCCCCAAAAAAUAUCUGCUACAGCCCAAACUGAAAGGCAGAUUUUGUCGAAAUGGAGGAGGGCAUUCCCGACUUUCUGACGUCACUGAAAUGCAGCAUUAGACCCGUAUGAUUGACGCAGCCACAGGUAUUAUGGUUGAACGGAAGGCUUUAAUGAGCAUCACUGCACGUCACAGCAUUACGGGGGGGGGCAGCAAUCACAUAUCCACAUGGCCGAUGAAAAAAGCGGGAAAUCACAGAUAGGACGAGACACUGCCAAGCAGCUUUUUUGGGGCAAACAGUAAGACAACAGAAUAAAUCGGCUCUUUCUCUGUGUUUUUUGUCCCUGCGCUUCGUCUCUCUCUCUCUUGUCUCCUGUUGUUGUUGUUGUUGUUGUUGUUGUUGUUGUUGUCGUCGUCGUUGUUGAUGUCGUUGCUGUUGUUGUUGUUGUUACUAUUGAACUUGAGUUUGAUCUCAACACUUCGUACUUGAAUUACCUCGUUUUGUGACCUCAUGUUGCUUGUGUAUUUUAAUUUUCCUUUUGUUUCAUUUGUACACUUUUUUUGUGUUCACAAGUCUGUCGGAAAAAAAGAUGCAUUGCACGACACGAUGAAGCAGUGUAUACGCAGAAAAAUUAAGUGCCACGGUGAAGAGAUUUUUAUUUUUGUUUUUCUAAUGUCGUGUAUUUCUUUGUGCAUUACGUGUUACCAAACUUGGUAUUAUUAACCCCGCUUGUUAAAGAAGCCGGAAGGUUUGGUCAUUUGUUAUAAAAGCUACCUCUAAGUUGUUUUCAUUAGUUGUUUUAUUCUUCUUUUUUUUUGGCAAAAGCACAUUUUUUUGUGUUUUGCAUUAUUUCAUCAUUGCUACUUCAUCUCAUGCUUCUUUUUUGUUUUCAAAAGUGGAUUUAUGAUUGUCUGUGUUUUGUUUUUUUGGUUGUUUUUUUUUAGCAAAAUGUGUAUAAAAGCGUAAGAGAUAACAAAAGUCGAGGUUGACAGGAUUAGGAAAGUCAUUCAAAUGGAUGUUCAUUCUUCUCUUAAAGUCUCCUCCUGCACCUCCAACCACAGAAGAGCAGAGAGAACGAAACGAGAAAAAAAAAAAAGCAAUUUUGAAGCCUUAAGUGAUGAGUAGGGAUGCAGCAGAUAAGAGGAAGUACUAUUGCUUUUUAAGAGGGUUUAAAAAUAAGAAUUAAAACUUGAAAAUAUGUGAAUAGAAGUGUAGUUUUGUAAUGUGAAAAAAAAGAAAAGAAGGUUCAUCAAGAAUGCUGAACCGCCCAGGACAGGUCAUAUUUGCAGUGAUGCAGAGUGCGUUGGACAAUUGGAACUGCAAGCGGUAAUCAAAAAAGAAAAACAAGAUGGUUAAAAAUAGAGAUUCUCUCAGCUGACAAGCUCCCUUGAGAAAUGAGUGUAUUCCUGAACAAGAGCCAACAGAGGCAAUUUGAUAUAUAAAAAUUGUGAUAUUUUUGUAUUCAGUGUCAGUCCUUUUUUCCAUUUGUGGAGGGUUACAGCAGGGCACAAAUUUUUGUAUUUCUUAUUUUUUUUUUUUUUUCUUUCUUAAUUUUUUCUCUUCUUAAAUUUUUUUUUUUACCUGUUUUUUUUUCUCUCUGGGUGUGAAUCAUUUUUGCCUUGCUCCUCUUUGAUAUUGUUGGACAAAAAAAUCGUGUGUGAACAUAUUGUAAUAAUAAGUGUUGCUUUCUGGAUGUCAAUUGCAUUGUAGGUGAAGGACUAAAUCUAUCCGCCACAGUGUAUGUGACAAAGUAAAAAAAAAAUAAAAAAAAAAAUAUGGUUGAUAAAAUACGGGACGGCAGGGUGGCGCUGCCAAUUAUAACUUGUCAUUCACAAUUUUUCAAUCAAACUUGACUGUCAACAUGUCUCUGGUUUCGUUUUUGUAUUUGAAGAAGAAAAAAAAAAAGAGAAGAAGGGAUGGCAUGUCCCGUGGUGUCUUGCCAUUUUAUUCUCAAACACUGUGAGCUGAGGGUCUUUUUCACCCUCAUAUAAUAUCCACCCACUAUAAUAUACCCAGUCACGGCUCAGUCUGAACCACCACAAUGCAAGACCUGAUCAGUCACAUUAUUCCCGCCAUCGUCCUCUGAAUGUUUUCUACUUUUUCGUGCGGGUGAAAGAGUGCGUAAUUAUGUGUGUGCGUGCGUAUGUGUGUGUGUAUUAGUGGAAAAAUGCACUAAACGGAUCAGAUACAAAAUAAAAUGAUACCCUAUGCCACUUUUUUUCUCUAUGUUGGAAAAAAUAUAUAUAUAAAUAUACAUUGGCAUAGUUCUUCCCUCAGUGUUCCUCGGAUGUUUCUGUACUAUCUUUGUGCCUAAAAAUGGAACUUGUUCAACAAAAAUAUUCAUCUAUAUCUGCUUAGUUUUCCGUAUUUUCAGAAGAAAAUAAAAAUGUGUCUGCAGCACCCUAGGGAUGUCAUGACGCUCAAAAAUGACCUGAUUUUUUUAAAAUUUUGAUUAUUAUUUUUUAAUCCUGAAUAGAGCAGGGUGUGUUUUUCAAGGACUGCAAUUAAACCCCAUUAAUGCUAUUGAGAUAGCAACUGGGAUUCUGCAUUCACUUCUUUUCUUAGGCCGUACGCUGUGAUUGGCACCCAAAAGCAUUUAUUAAGCAAAGCAUAGGGAAAAUGUACUGGAAUCCAGACAGGACAGGCUGCCGAGACUUGCAAAGACUGUGGGGGACAGAAUCUGUUCCAGGAAAUUGUUUUUCUGUGAGAAAAUUAAGCCCCAAGUCCUGUUCUCCACUCAGAUUGUCUACUCUAGAUAUUUGUUUUCCUCGCUUCUUUUUUUUUUUUUUUUGUCAGCAACAGGUUUGCUGAUGAGAACUUUAUAUUGCUCUUGAAGAAUAAAAA
Molecule: messenger RNA, 7396 nt
Organism: Etheostoma spectabile (orangethroat darter)
Lineage: Eukaryota; Metazoa; Chordata; Actinopteri; Perciformes; Percidae
Gene: zbtb16a
Product: zinc finger and BTB domain containing 16a
Exons: 7
Coding region: 475-2466 (663 amino acids)
Biological process (GO): regulation of transcription by RNA polymerase II
Molecular function (GO): DNA-binding transcription factor activity, RNA polymerase II-specific; protein binding; RNA polymerase II cis-regulatory region sequence-specific DNA binding
Source: RefSeq, a predicted model, not a curated record